Dentiscutata erythropus is the source of this 219-nucleotide messenger RNA. The record is from the annotation of a GenBank genome assembly. NCBI's taxonomy places the organism in Eukaryota, Fungi, Glomeromycota, Glomeromycetes, Diversisporales, Gigasporaceae.
AUGGCGACAGACAAUAAUUUAAAUCAUAACAGUAAAGAAAAUAAUAGAGGCGAGCAAAUGUCAGAGAAUACAUCGUCUGAAUAUUUAAGAAAAUUAGAAGAAUAUUUAACUGAACUGAAAAUAACUAAAUUUGAUUGUUCCCAAAUUAAUUUUGAUAACCUCAAAGUAAUUGGGCAAGGAGGAUUUGCAAUUGUUUAUUUUGUCGAACUCAAGGCGUAA